GCUAAACUGAAACAUGGCGCGGUGUAUGGCUCUAGACUAAAUAGCAUAUUUAUACGCUAGAUGUUGUCUGCCAAAACACGCUCUUAAAUACUUAAGUAUGUGUUUGUGUGUCGGUGUGUUGUCUAUGAGUGUCUACUAACGUUAGUCCUCCGGAUGCACCCACUCAGUUACCAUCUUUGCUUGUUCGAACAUUAGCUACCUAGCAUAGUUAGCUAGCCGACUGACUGGAUAACACUGGCGGUUCCGCACGCUCUUUAUUUCGUUACCUAUGGCUUUCUAUGAAGUCUAUUCUCAUCCGGCUUUGAUUCGGUACAAAACGAGUGUUUGCACAAAAGCCACCCUGUUCCUGGUUGUUGUUUUGUGCCUUACCUACAUCCCACCUCUCCUCGUUGCAUACAGAAGCCAAGGUUUCUGGAUGAAAAGAAGCACGUAUGAGGAGCAGCCGGUGGUAAGGUUCCAGUACCAGACGCUGCUGGUGGCAGCCACCAACACACAGGGAGACUACGUGGCCUGGAGCACCUUCCCCCAUCUCAACAACAUGCUGGGGGCCAACCUCCGGAUCCCUGCUGUUUCUGUGAGAGAAGAGGACCAAAACCAGGAUGGGAAGUUGGACCUCCUGAAUCUUCAGCUGCAUCUGCCUCUAAAACCUGAGGAGCAGGUGUACAGCGUCCAGCUGCUGCUCACCUUCAGCUACAAGCUCUUUAGGAUGUCCACAGUGGUGAUGCAGAGCCUGGCGUAUGUGCAGCACUCCUCCUCUGUCCCCGGAGCUAAGCUGUUCAUCAGCGGGGACCUGAAGCUGCAGCAGAGGACCCCCCUGCCUCACCGGGGGGUCUACAACGUUUACAAUGUGUCAGUGAUCGAUGGCUCCAGCCCCUUCGCCAGUGCGUAUGAUCUUCACAACAUAAUCAGGAGCUACCAGAAUAGAAACUUGACCACAGUGCUGUCCUGUCCCAUGCCGGUGUGGACGGUGGGACGAGCUGCUGGCUCUCCCUUUCAGAUUAAUGCAGAGAUCCGAUACCCUGUGGAGGUCAUCAGCUAUCGACCAGGCUUCUGGGAAACCAUCAAGUUUGCCUGGAUUCAGUACGUCAGUGUGCUCCUCAUCUUCCUCUGGGUCUUUGAACGCAUCCAGAGAUUUGUUUUCCAGAACCAAGUUCUAACCACAGUCCCCAUACCAGUGGGAAAACCUCACCAGUCAUGAAGUGGUCGUCAUUUGAAAUACAAGAAGCACCAGAUUGCAAUAUUAGGUACACUAUUAAAUGUCUUACUAUUUUUUACCAUCACUGAUACUCUGCAACUGAAACGUAAUACCAAAUGAACGACUGUUUUAGUGUAAGGGAUUAGCCACUAGGUCUGUUUUGUAAUUUCAUAAUACAUAAACAACACAUUUUUCCUUUGAACACUUUAAGAUGUGUCCUUGUUAUUCAGUAGUAAUGGAGCAUAUGAACCUCCCAAGAGCUUGAUGUAGUCCUUUCAUAAUUGUGGCUGUUUAUUUUGUCAAGCAAAAAGUCCUUAACUUUUUCCUGGACAUGUUUUUAUGCAGCCGCUUCUCUACAGGAAGUACAGUAGCUCUUGUCAUGGAAAAUGCAUUUCUUCUUUUGUGAGGUUCUUCGAAGCAAUGAAAAUGAAUUGAAAAUAUUUAUAGAUUUUCUAUGUUUGUACUAUUUUUAUGUUGUGAACAUUUGUGACAGUAAUAUUUUGUUCAUUUUUGUAUUGUACAAAGCUUUAGAUGAUGAUUAAUAAACGUUUU
Molecule: messenger RNA, 1747 nt
Organism: Trematomus bernacchii (emerald rockcod)
Lineage: Eukaryota; Metazoa; Chordata; Actinopteri; Perciformes; Nototheniidae
Gene: tmem231
Product: transmembrane protein 231
Exons: 7
Coding region: 269-1198 (309 amino acids)
Biological process (GO): regulation of protein localization; cilium assembly
Cellular component (GO): ciliary transition zone; ciliary membrane
Source: RefSeq, a predicted model, not a curated record